This is a messenger RNA of Lepus europaeus (European hare), 3320 nucleotides long. RefSeq names its product toll like receptor 7 (gene TLR7). Gene Ontology annotation, molecular function: pattern recognition receptor activity; protein binding. NCBI's taxonomy places the organism in Eukaryota, Metazoa, Chordata, Mammalia, Lagomorpha, Leporidae. The record is from RefSeq and is a predicted model, not a curated record. The coding region runs from base 1 to 3144 and encodes 1047 amino acids. Gene Ontology annotation, cellular component: plasma membrane. Gene Ontology annotation, biological process: defense response to virus; canonical NF-kappaB signal transduction; toll-like receptor 7 signaling pathway. The transcript has a single exon.
AUGCGGCCGCCGAGGGCACUGUGGCUUCUCCUGCUGGACGCCGUGCUGGCCUCGGGGCUCCUGGGUGCCCGGUGGUUCCCUAAGACUCUGCCGUGCGACGUGGUGCGGGCUGGGACCGAGGUGCUGGUGGACUGCACGGACCGGCGCCUGGUGGCGGUGCCCGAGGGCGUCCCCGCCAACGCCACCAACCUCACCCUGACCAUCAACCACAUCCCGCACGUCUCGCCCGCCUCCUUCCGCGGGCUGAGCCACCUGGUGGAGAUCGACCUGCGCUGCAACUGCGUGCCGGUGCGGCUGGGCCCGAAAGACCACGUGUGCACGCGGGGCCUGCAGAUCGAGCGUGGGGCCUUCGGUGACCUGGCGUGGCUGCGCUCGCUCUACCUGGACGGGAACCAGCUCGCGGAGAUCCCGCGGGGGCUGCCGCCUGGCCUGCGGCUGCUGAGCCUGGAGGCCAACGCCAUCUUCUCCGUGGGCCCGGGGAACCUGACGGAGCUGGCCGGCCUAGAGAGCCUGUACCUGGGCCAGAACUGCUACUUCCGGAACCCGUGCAACACCUCGUUCUGGGUGGCGCGCGGCGCCUUCCUGCAGCUGGGCCGGCUGCGGGUGCUGUCGCUCAAGGACGACAACCUGACGGCCGUGCCCGCCGGGCUGCCGCCGGCGUUGGCCGAGCUCUACCUGUACAACAACGCCAUCACCCAGGUCCGAGAGGACGACCUGGGCGGCCUGCACAGCCUGCAGGUGCUGGACCUCAGCGGGAACUGCCCGCGGUGCUACGACACGCCGUACCCGUGCACACCGUGCCCGGGCGGCGCGGCCCUGCAGGUGCACACGCGCGCGUUUGACGCCCUGACCGAGCUCCACGUGCUCCGUCUGCACAGCAACUCCCUGCAGCACGUGCCGGCGCGCUGGUUCCAGAACCUGCGGAGGCUACGCGAGCUAGAUCUGUCGCAGAACUUCCUGGCCGGGGAGAUCGCGGAUGCCAGGUUCCUGCGUCUACUGCCCGGCCUGGCGCGGCUGGACCUGUCGUUCAACUACGACCUGCGGGUCUACCGCCCCUCCCUGAACCUCUCGGACGCCUUCUCGUCCCUGAACAACCUCGAGGUCUUGCGCAUCCGGGGCUACGUCUUCAAGGAGCUGAGCAAGGCCGACCUCGCGCCGUUGCAAGGCCUGAGCCAUCUUGAAGUCCUCGACCUGGGCACCAACUUCAUCAAGAUGGCCGACCUGGGCGUGUUUGGGGGCUUCGAGAGGCUGAGGCUCAUCGACCUCUCGGCCAACAAGAUCUCGCCUGUCGGCAGCGUCGGGGUUGGCGUCGGCGUCUGCUCGGACCCCGGAGCCCCCGCGGUCCACACUUCCGGGCCCCGGGUCCCACAGGAGACGUCGCACUACUUCAAGUACGACGGCAGCGCGAGGAGCUGCAGGUUCAAGACCGGGGAGGCCCUGUCGUUCCUUCCACUGGACGGCGACUGCCGGUCGUAUGGGCCGACCCUGGACCUGAGCCGGAACAGCCUGUUCUUCCUCAAGGCUUCGGACUUCCGCCACCUCUCCUUCGUGCGCUGCCUGAACCUGUCGGGCAACAGCCUCAGCCAGACGCUGGACGGUAGCGAGUUCGAGUCCCUGUCAGAGCUCAGGUACCUGGACCUGUCCAACAACCGGCUGGACCUGCUCCACGACUCGGCCUUCGCGGGGCUGCACCGGCUCGAGGUGCUCGACCUGAGCGCCAACGCCCACUACUUCCGGGCGGAAGGCGUCACCCACAUGCUCAACUUCACUCGGAGCCUCGUGGCGCUGCAGAAGCUGCUGAUGAACGACAACGACAUCUCGAGCUGCACCAACCGUGCCAUGGAGAGCACGUCCCUGCGGACCCUGGAGUUCCGGGGCAACCGGCUGGACGUGCUGUGGCGCGACGGCGACACCAGGUACCUGCGGCUCUUCCGGGGCCUCGAACGCUUGGAGGAGUUGGACAUCUCCCGCAACGCCCUGAGCUUCCUGCCGCCCGGGGUGUUCGACGGGCUGCCGCCGGCGCUGACCACCCUGCACUUGGCCGGCAAUGGGCUGCGCUCGUUCAACUGGGGCCGGCUGCACCUGCUGGGCAAGCUGGAGGUCCUGGACCUCAGCCACAACCGGCUGACCACCGUGCCGGCGCGCCUGGCCGACUGCUCCAGGAGCCUCCGGAGGCUCGUGCUGAGCCACAACCGCAUCGCGCAGCUGAGCGAGCGCUUCCUGCAGGGCGCCGUGCACCUGCGCUACCUGGACCUGAGCUCCAACCGGAUCCAGGCGGUGCAGCGGACCAGCUUCCCGGAAGACGUCCUCGAGGGGCUAGAAGUGCUGCAGUUGCACCACAAUCGCUUCCUGUGCACCUGCGACGCCGUCUGGUUCGCCUGGUGGCUCAACCGCACCGAGGUGACCGUGCCCGAGCUGGCCACUGGGGUCACGUGCGCGGGGCCCGGGGCGCACAGCGGCCAGAGCGUGGUGUCCCUGGACCUGUACACCUGCGACUUCGACCGCACCAGCCUCGUGCUGUUCUCGCUCUCGGUGUCGGCCGUGCUCUUCGUGAUGGCGGCGGCCACCGGCGGCCACCUGUACAUGUGGGACGCCUGGUACCUGUACCGCCUGUGCCUGGCCAGGGUCCGAGGACUCCGGCGACUGGCCUCAGGCUCCACCUGCUACGAUGCCUUCGUGGCCUACGACACUGGUGACCCGGCGGUGGCCGAGUGGGUCCUGGCCGAGCUGGUGGCCCGGCUGGAGGAGCCCAGGCAGGGGCGGCUCAACCUGUGCCUGGAGGAGCGCGACUGGGUGCCGGGGCAGCCGGUGCUCGAGAACCUCGCCCAGAGCGUGCAGCUGAGCCGGAAGACGCUGUUCGUGCUGACCGAGCGCUAUGCUCGCGCCCAGGGCUUCCGGCUGGCGCUGUACCUGACCCACCAGCGGCUGCUGGACGAGCAGGUGGACGCCAUCGUGCUGGUCUUCUUGGAGCGGCCGGCGCGGGAGGCGCGGUUCCUGCGGCUCCGGAGGAGGCUGUGUGCGGGCUCCGUGCUGGAGUGGCCAGCGAACCCACGGGCCCAGGCCCACUUCUGGCAGACCCUGCGGGACGCCCUGGCUGCGGACAACCACGUGUCCGACAGCCGCGUGUUCAGGGAGGCUGUGUGACACGGGUCUGCCAAAAAAAAAUGGCACCCAGGAUGCUCGUGUUUGCCCCAAAAAGUCCUGAAAUUGCCCCAAAAUGGGACCCGGGAAUCGCCUGGACGCCUCCAUGUGCUUGUGUUUUCCCCAAAAAGUCCUGAAAUUCCCCCAAAAGCUGGGAUCGCCUUAGUGGGAGGAGCCGC